Messenger RNA from Equus caballus (horse), 3312 nucleotides. It is a transcript of the gene TMEM41B, whose product is annotated as transmembrane protein 41B. Lineage: Eukaryota; Metazoa; Chordata; Mammalia; Perissodactyla; Equidae. The record is from RefSeq and is a predicted model, not a curated record. Gene Ontology annotation, cellular component: endoplasmic reticulum membrane.
GCAGGGCGGAGCGUAGUCCGAGUGGGCGAUCUAGGUUUCAGCCUAGCGUCGCUGUGCUUGCGGGGCUGAGGUCGUCUUAGGCGAGGCAGUCGCCCCGGAAGUAGCUCUGGCUGUGGCCAGUGGGUGUUUUAAGGACCCUGCGGCCGAGUUGUUGUUGUCAAGGGGUUGCGGCAUCACCCCGCUCCCUCCACCUUCCCUGCUGCAGCCAUGGCGAAAGGCAGAGUUGCCGAACGAUCGCAGACGGGGGCACUCCAUACGACCCCUGCGGGGGAGAAGGCAGCCGGGACUCGGGGUCCCACGGCACCGGGCAGGGGAGACCACCUGAAGGAAAAAGCCUGUGCAGAAGCUGGGUCAGCAAGAAUGUCACUUCUUAUAUUGGUGUCCAUUUUCUUAUCUGCAGCUUUUGUUAUGUUUUUGGUAUAUCAAAAUUUUCCUCAGCUUAGUGAAGAAGAAAGAGUGAAUAUGAAGGUUCCCAGAGAUAUGGAUGAUGCCAAGGCUCUAGGAAAAGUUUUAUCCAAAUAUAAGGACACCUUUUAUGUACAAGUACUUGUAGCUUAUUUUGCUACAUAUAUUUUCUUGCAAACAUUUGCUAUUCCAGGCUCUAUAUUUCUCAGUAUACUCUCAGGGUUUCUUUAUCCCUUUCCACUAGCCUUAUUUCUUGUUUGUUUGUGUUCUGGACUCGGUGCCUCAUUCUGCUAUAUGCUCUCCUAUUUAGUUGGGAGGCCAGUUGUAUACAAAUACCUAACAGAGAAAGCAGUAAAAUGGUCACAGCAGGUUGAACGUCAUAGGGAACAUCUCAUUAACUACAUUAUAUUUUUGAGAAUAACACCGUUUCUGCCUAAUUGGUUUAUUAAUAUUACAUCUCCUGUGAUAAACGUGCCGUUGAAAGUCUUUUUUAUUGGCACUUUUCUAGGUGUCGCACCUCCCUCUUUUGUAGCAAUUAAGGCGGGAACAACACUGUACCAGCUCACAACAGCAGGGGAGGCUGUUUCCUGGAACUCAGUAUUUGUUCUCAUGAUUUUGGCUCUGCUUUCUAUUCUGCCAGCCAUCUUCCAGAAAAAACUAAAGCAGAAAUUUGAGUGAAAAAUCAUCUGGGUUUUAGAUUUCCUAUCAUCAUCAUCAUCUCAGGACUGGCAGGUUUAUGUGUUAAAAUCACCUCUGUAAUUGAAACAAGGAAUUUGUAAAAUAAAGUUUACUAUCAUACAGUUAAAAUAAUAUAUUUAAGUGGGAAGGGAGAGAAGAAAGCAAAAAUGGAAGUAGAUGUACUAUGAAGAGUGCUGUCAGUAGUUAUGAUAGACAUCUCUUAAAUUACUAUUCUAAGGGUAGCUAUCCAUAAUUAGUAGCAGUAUAGUAGGAAGUUCUUGACCCAGCUGAUUCAUUCAAUUUAAUAUCUUUCAUGAACUGGCUAUACAUACUUACCCUUGACUUGAUCAUUUAAUAUUUUUCUCUCUUAUCCUUUACUAAUAGCUAAAAUAGAAAAAGCAAAUACAAAAUACAAAAGCAAAGAUUCUAGAUAUUUAAAAAUAGUGUUGCUGUUCUGGCUAAUGUUAGCCUCCUUUCAGAGCAUAAACUUGAAAACUAAAGCUCUAAAGAGAUUUACAUUUCUUUUCCCUUUUUACCUUUGAGGUAAGGGAUUUGUUUAGGAGUUCAUCUCAGUGGACUACUGAAUUUGGAAAGGAUAUCAAGUUAUAUCUACUUUGUGAAUUCUAUUUUUGUUUUUUUCUGUUCUAGAUUAUCAUGGAUUAGUCUGAAAUUUAAAAUUCUGACCAGUCUAUUUUCAUUUUUUCUUCUAGCUUUCACAAUGCUUCCACUGUGCGUAUACAAAAUGGCGAUUACAUGAUAAAUGUAUCAUACUGGUGUUGAUAAUUUAUAUUCAGAUAAUAUUUUGUUACAUAGUUUCCUUUUAUCUCAAAAGGGGAUCAAAAAAGCAAACAUUCAAAGUAUGCAGUUUUUAGAUGUUAGAGUGAUUAUAUGACUUUAUAUUUUGAAACAGAAGCAGUGGCAGGGUAACACUUAAGUGGUUAAAUGUAGUUUAUUUGUUCCAAUGACUGUAAAAUGUACCUCAUUUAUUUAUUAAUCUGGUCAUUAAAGUAUGUAUUAUGUAAUUAUCCUUUUUAUGCAUGAUACGCUUAUAAGAAUGCCUUGUUUCGUUUCUAUUGAUGGCCUUUUGGUUUGGGGCUGGUUUUGAUUAAUGCAGUUUCCCAAUUUAGUGUUUUUACUUUUUAUAACUCAAAGUAAAGUUAACUUCUCACAUGAUAACUGCUAUAUUUAAACAGUCCUGGAAAAACUAAUCAGCUUUUUGCUUCUUGCUUAAUGGUAAUCCCCUUGAUUCCUUGAUUCCAGGACACAGCUGAUCUAAAGUAAAGUACUCUGUCGGUUUUACCUUCACCAAGACUGUCAAGUUGAAAAGUACUUUACCUGUGGGAGAAAUCCUGUUGUGAGAAGUGUGAUCAUCCUCAAAGCCUGUUUCUACUACAUAAUGUGGACUGAUUAUUUUUUCUAUCACAGUAUUAACAAAUGGAUUUAUUGUAAAUACAAAGAAAAUAUAUUAAUUAAUAUACUAUUCUUAUGUCACUUUGCCUUUUGUGUGAAAUUAUUUAUUGUUAUUUCUAGCAAGGUUUUCUUCUUUUCUUAUUGACCAGAGGCUGAGUGAUAAAGCUUUUGUUAUUUUUACAGUUGAACUUACAACAUAGCCUUUUUGGACACAGUUCACUAAAUAUUGCUAUAUAAAAUGUAAUUGAGUAAAUUUUUAUCAAACUUUUAAAAAUCAAAGUAAGAGUGUGGACUCAGAAGAAGCCUCACUGUUACUCCAGUGUGUAUAUAUUGUACUUACUCUGUUCUCAGAGUAUUUUCCCUGUCUUUAUCAUUGAUUCUUUCCCUUUCCUGAUUAUUUUUUCUGUUAGAAAACUGUAACUGCCACUUAAGGUGGGAUAUCUUUUCUUCUCCCAAGAGAAUAGCCAGUCUUUCCAGAUUCAUCAUCAUUGACUGUCAAGAAAGAACCCUUCAGGCUGUACCCUAAAUGCAGUUGGCGGCCUGUAUUGACGGGGAUCCGCAGACUUGGCCUGAUGCCAGAUCUGGAGUCAAGCUUCAGCCACAUCUUGGAAAGAAGUACAUAGUAAUAACUACAAGAGGGUACAGAUGUGUAGUGGGGAGGUGAGCAAGCCACCUAGGGAGUUGACACACUGACUGAGACAUUCCCCUCUUAGUUAAAGGCCUCUCUCAGGAGCGCCAUUACUUUGAGUGUAAUAUUUCUAAGACACUUAAUAAAUGCAAACUGAGAGGUAAUAAUAAAUUGUACUGAAAAAACUUAAA